Molecule: messenger RNA, 14042 nt
Organism: Sceloporus undulatus (fence lizard)
Lineage: Eukaryota; Metazoa; Chordata; Lepidosauria; Squamata; Phrynosomatidae
Product: protein AHNAK2-like
Biological process (GO): regulation of RNA splicing
Cellular component (GO): nucleus; cytoplasm; costamere
Molecular function (GO): protein binding
Source: RefSeq, a predicted model, not a curated record
CUCAGCCUGACUUUAGGCAUCAGGAGUUUUCAUUUUGCUGAACUUCUGCACCAGCCUUUGCAAGGAGAGAAAAAGAGGAUCAGAUCCCAGAUCUAGCAGGCUUGAUCUCCGAUCACUUCAGAGCAACGUUUCUGAACUUUGGGGUUCUUGGUGUCCUUUGGCUUCUGGGAGACAGCUGAGACCAGAAGACACUGAGGCAGAUGGGGAGGCCGAUGCAGAAGAUGAUUCUGUCAAUGAUGAAGUGACAACUGAAAAUAUACGACCAAGACCACAAGGAUCUUCUCCAGUUUACGAAUACUGCAUAGAAGACGAAUAUUUUAACAAAAAGCUUCAACAAGAUAGAGAGAACAGACAAAGAAGGGAUUCUUCUAUCAGAAUGAGUGACUCACAGGAAUCUAUGGAAGUGACAUUAAAAACCGAAGUGGAAUCUGGAGCAAGUGGAUUUAGUGUGGCUGGUGGUGGAAGUGAAGGAAUAUUUGUGAAGCAAGUCCUCAAAGAGUCUCCAGCCUCAAAACUCUUCAGUCUAAAAGAAGGUGAUCAGCUUCUGAGUGCCACAAUCUUUUUUGAUAAUAUCAAAUACGAAGAUGCACUCAAGAUUCUACAAUAUUCCGAGCCAUACAAAGUGCAAUUCAAUCUCAAAAGAAAGCUCACUGGAAAAGAAGAGCUGGAAACAAUGCAUUCUGCAACACAAUCCAAAAAGGAAAAACUGAGUCAGGCAGCGGCAGCAGCUGCGAGGAGGCCAAAGCCUGGCCUGCAGCACGGCCUCCUCAGCCUCACCGCUGCCUCCACGGGAAGGCCAGUUGGCGCUGGAGGCCAAAGGGCCUCCAGGCAGCCACCCAACCCUUUUGCAGAGGCGGAGGCCAUGAGGAGGCCGAAGCCUGUCCUCCAGGCCGGUCUCCUCGCAGAUGCAGCCUCCGCAGAAGGGCCGGAUGGCUGCCUAGAGGCCCUUUGGCCUCCAGCGCCAACCGGCCUUCCCGCUGAGGCCGAGGGCCAUGCCUCCUCGCCGCCACUGCCGCCGCCGUUCAAGAUGCCCAGCUGGGCUUCUCCAAACCAGAUGUCAAAGGCCCCAAAGUCGACGUGGACCUUAGCAUGCCGAAAGUGGAUGCAACACUUCCCUCUGCUGAUCUCAGCGUUACCAAACAGAGCUCAAAACAGGCGACCUUCAAUCAGACCUCAGGCUCUCAGCACCCGACGUGAAGCUCCCUUCAGGCCAGGCUUCCUUGAAUUCAAAGCUCCAGACCUACAGCUGGAGCAACCGGCAGCCCAGGUGGCUCUGGACGGGGCCGAGAUAAAGGCAGAAGGGGUGGACGGCAAGUUUAAAAUGCCAAAGUUCCACAUGCCAAAGUUUGGAGUGUCUCUUCCCAAAGGAAAAGCAGCUGCAGAAGCGAAAUCACCUACCCCAGAAGGAAGCGUCGAGGGUGGCGGGAUGAAAAUUCACAUGCCAAAGUUCAAGAUGCCCAGCAUGGGCUUCUCCAAACCAGAUGUCAAAGGCCCCAAAGUCGACGUGGACCUUAGCAUGCCGACGGUAGAUGCAACACUUCCCCCUGCUGAUCUCAGCAUUACCAACCAGAGCUCAAAACAGGCGACGACCUUCAAGAGACGUCACCUCUCAGCACCCGACGUGAACUCCCUUCGUUUGGAUGUCUCUUCCCAAAGGAAAAGCAGCUGCAGAAGCCGAAAUCACUUACCGUCCAUGGAGAUUGAGGUCCCUAAGCCUGAACUCAAGGCUGAAGUCACCCUGCCUUCCGUCGGACUUGAAGGUGACGUUAAGCUGCCAAAGGCCGAGAUGGAAGCACCAAGCCUAGAAUGGAGGUGGGAGGAAGGGGAAAUUCAAAAUGCCAGAUGUCAAGAUGCCCAGUGUCAAAAUGCCCAGGUCAAGACUCCGCAAGUGGGAGUCAGCCUGCCCAAGGUGGAAACCGAUGUCUCCCUUCCAAAGCUAAAGUCGAGUUACCAGAGGGGGAGGUCUCCAUCAAGGUUCCUGAGGCAGAGGAAGCGUCGAGGGUGGCGGGAUGAGAAUCACAUGCCAAAGUUCAAGAUGCCCAGCAUGGGCUUCUCCAAACCAGAUGUCAAAGGCCCCAAAGUCGACGUGGACCUUAGCAUGCCGAAAGUGGAUCAACACUUCCCUCUGCUGAUCUCAGCGUUACCAAACCAGAGCUCAAAACAGGCGACCUUCAAUCAGACCUCAGCUCUCAGCACCCGACGUGAAGCUCCCUUCAGGCCAGGCUUCCUUGGAAUUCAAAGCUCCAGACCUACAGCUGGAGGCACCGUCAGCCCAGCCGAGAUGGAAGUACCAAGCCUAGAAGUGGAGGUGGGAGAGAAGGGGAAAUUCAAAAUGCCAGAUGUCAAGAUGCCCAGUGUCAAAAUGCCCAAGGUCAAGACUCCACAAGUGGGAGUCAGCCUGCCCAAGGUGAAAACCGAUGUCUCGCUUCCCAAAGCCAAAGUCGAGUUACCAGAGGCAGACGUCUAUGUCAAGUUUCCUGAGGCAGAGGAAGCGUCGAGGGUGGCCAGGUUCCUUGGAACCAAAGCUCCAGACCUACAGCUGGAGCACGUCAGCCCAGGUUGCUCUGGACGGGGCGAGAAUAAGGCAGAAGGGGUGGACGGCAAGUUUAAAAUGCCAAAGUUCCACAUGCCAAAGUUUGGAGUGUCUCUUCCCAAAGGAAAAGCAGCUGCAGAAGCCGAAAUCACAUUACCGUCCAUGGAGAUUGAGGUCCCUAAGCCUGAACUCAACGCUGAAGUCACCCUGCCUUCCGUCGGACUUGAAGGUGACGUUAAGCUGCCAAAGGCCGAGAUGGAAAGCACCAAGCCUAGAAGAUGGAGAGCUCAAAACAGGCGACCUUCAAGCAACGUCAGCCUCUCAGCACCCGACGUGAAGCCGCCUUCAGGCCAGGCUUCCUUGGAACUCAAAGCUCCAGACCUACAGCUGGAGGCACCGUCAGCCCAGGUGGCUCUGGACGGGGCCGAGAUAAAGGCAAGGGUGGACGGCAAGUUUAAAAUGCCAAAGUUCCACAUGCCAAAGUUUGGAGUGUCUCUUCCCAAAGGAAAAGCAGCUGCAGAAGCCGAAAUCACCUUACCGUCUAUGGAGAUUGAGGUCCCUAAGCCUGAACUCAAGGCUGAAGUCACCCUGCCUUCCGUGGGACUUGAAGCUAAAGUCGAGUUACCAGAGGCAGACGUCUCCUCAAGGUUCCUGAGGGCAAGAGGAAGCGGCGAGGGUGGCGGGAUGAAAAUUCACAUGCCAAAGUUCAAGAUGCCAGCAUGGGCUUCUCCAAACCAGAUGUCAAAGGCCCCAAAGUCGACGUGGACCUUAGCAUGCCGACGGAAGAUGCAACACUUCACCUCUGCUGAUCUCAGCGUUACCAAACCAGAGCUCAAAACAGGCGACCUUCAAGCAGACGUCAGCCUCUCAGCAACCCGACGUGAAGCUCCCUUCAGGCCAGGCUUCUUUGGAACUCAAAGCUCCAAACCUACAGCGGAGGCACCGUCAGCCCAGGUUGCUCUGGACGGGGCCGAGAUAAAGGCAGAAGGGUUGGAUGGCAAGUUUAAAAUGCCAAAGUUCCACAUGCCAAAGUUUGGAGCGCUCUUCCCAAAGGAAAAAGCAGCUGCAGAAGCCGAAAUCACCUUACCGUCCAUGGAGAUUGAGGUCCCUAAGCCUGAACUCAAGGCUGAAGUCACCCUGCCUUCCGUCGGACUGAAGAGCUCAAAACAGCGACCUUCAAGCAGACGUCAGCCUCUCAGCACCCGACGUGGAAGCUCCCUUCAGGCCAGGCUUUCCUUGGAACUCAAACCUCCAGACCUACAGCUGGAGGCACCGCAGCACCAGGUGGCUCUGGACGGGGACCGAGAAAAGGCAGAAGCGUUGGAUGGUGACGUUAAGCUGCCAAAGGCCGAGAUGGAAGCACCAAGCCUAGAAGUGGGAGGUGGGAGAGAGGGGAAAUUCAAAAUGCCAGAUGUCAAGAUGCCCAGUGUCAAAAUGCCCAAGGUCAAGACUCCACAAGGGGGAGUCAGCCGCCCAAGGUGGAAACCGAUGUCUCCCUUCCCAAAGCUAAAGUCAAGUUACCAGAGGCAGACGUCUCCGUCAAGGUUCCUGAGGCAGAGGGGAAGCGUCGAGGGUGGCGGGAUGAAAAUUCACAUGCCAAAGUUCAAGAUGCCCAGCAUGGGCUUCUCCAAACCAGAUGUCAAAGGCCCCAAAGUCGAGCGGGUGGACCUUCAGCAUGCCGCGGUAGAUGCAACACUUCCCUCUGCUGAUCUCAGCGUUACCAAACCAGAGCUCAAAACAGGCGACCUUCAAGCAGACGUCAGCCUCUCAGCACCCGACGUGAAGCUCCCUUCAGGCCAGGCUUCCUUGGAACUCAAGCUCCAGACCUACAGCUGGAGGCACGUCAGCCCAGGUUGCUCUGGACGGGACCGAGAUAAAGGCAGAAGGCGUACCAAACCAGACUCAAAACAGGGCGACUUCAAGCAGACGUCACCUCUCAGCACCCGACGUGAGCUCCCUUCAGGCCAGGCUUCCUUGGAAUUCAAAGCUCCAGACCUACAGCUGGAGGCACCGUCAGCCCAGGUUGCUCUUGACGGGCGAGAUAAAGGCACAAGGGGGUGCAGCAAGUUUAAAAUGCCAAAGUUCCACAUGCCAAAGUUUGGAGUGUCUCUUCCCAAAGGAAAAGCAGCUGCAGAAGCCGAAAUCACCUUACCGUCCAUGGAGAUUGAGGUCCCUAAGCUGAACUCAAGGCUGAAGUCACCCUGCCUUCUGUCGGACGUGAAGGUGACGUUAAGCUGCCAAGGCCGAGAUGGAAGCACCAAGCCUAGAAGUGGGAGGUGGGGAGAGAGGGAAAUUCAAAAUGCAGAUGUCAAGAUGCCCAGUGUCAAAAUGCCCAAGGUCAAGACUCCGCAAGUGGGAGUCAGCCCUGCCCAAGGUGGAAACCGAUGUCUCCCUCCCAAAGCUAAAGUCGAGUUACCGAGGCAGACGUCUCCGUCAAAGUUCCUGAGCAGAGGGAAGCAUCGAGGGUGGCGGAUGAAAAUUCACAUGCCAAAGUUCAAGAUGCCCAGCAUGGGCUCCUCCAAACCAGAUGUCGAAGGCCCCAAAGUCGACGUGGACCUUAGCAUGCCAACGGUAGAUGCAACACUUCCCUCUGCUGAUCUCAGCGUUACCAAACCAGAGCUCAAAACAGGCGACCUCAGCGACGUCAGCCUCUCAGCACCCGACAUGAAGCUCCCUUCCGGACAGGCUUCCUUGGAACUCAAAGCUCCGAGCCUACAGCUGGAGGGCACCGUCUGCCCAGGUUGCUCUGGACGGGACGAGAUAAAGGCAGACAGGGAAAAGCAGCUGCAGAAGCCGGAAAUCACUUUACCGUCCAUGGAGAUUGAGGUCCCUAAGCCUGAACUCAAGGCUGAAGUCACCCUCCUCUCGUGGGACUUGAAGGUGACGUUAAGAAGCUGCCAAAAGGCCGAGAUGGAAGCACCAAGCCUAGAAGUGGAGGCAGAGGGAAGCGUCGAGGGUGGCGGGAUGAAAAUUCACAUGCCAAAGUUCAAGAUGCCCAGCGUGGGCUUCUCCAAACCAGAUGUCAAAGGCCCCAAAGUCGACGUGGACCUUAGCAUGCCGACGGUAGAUGCAACACUUCCCUCUGCUGAUCUCCAGCUGUUACCAAACCAGAAGCUCAAAACAGGCGACAUUCAAGCAGACGUCAGCCUCUCAGCACCCGACGUUGAAGCUCCCUUCAGGCCAGGCCUUCCUUGGAACUCAAAGCUCCAGAAAUCAGCUGGAGGCAAACCGUCAGCCCAGGUUGGCUCUGGAAGGGGCCGAGAUAAAGGCAGAAGGGGUGGACGAGCUCACAAAACAGGCGGACAUUCAAGCAGACGUCAGCCGUCUCAGCAACCCGACGUGAAGCUCCCUUCAGGCCAGGCUUCCUUGGAACUCAAAGCUCCAGACCUACAGCUGGAGGCACCGUCAGCCCAGGUUGUCCUGGACGGGGCCGAGAUAAAGGCAGAAGGGGUGGGACGAGGUGACAUUUUCGCUGCCAAAGGCCGAGAUGGAAGCACCAAGCUAGAAGUGGAGGUGGGAGAGAAUGGGAAAUUCAAAAUGCCAGAUGUCAAGAUGCCCAGUGUCAAAAUGCCCAAGGUCAAGACUCCGCAAGUGGGAGUCAGCCUGCCCAAGGUGGAAACCGAUGUCUCCCUUCCCAAGAGCCCCAAAGUCGACGUGGACCUUAGCAUGCCGACCGUAGAUGCAACACUUCCCUUUGCUGAUCUCAGCGUUACCAAACCAGAGCUCAAAACAGGCGACCUUCAAGCAGACGUCAGCCUCUCAGCACCUGACGUGAAGCUCCCUUCAGGCCAGGCUUCCUUGGAACUCAAAGCUCCAGACCUACAGCUGGAGGCACCGUCAGCCCAGGUUGCUCUGGACGGGGCUGAGAUAAAGGUGGAAGGUGUGGAUGGCAAAUUUAAAAAGCCAAAGUUCCACAUGCCAAAGUUUGGAGUGUCUCUUCCCAAAGGAAAAUCAGCUGCAGAAACCGAAAUCACCUUACCAUCCAUGGAGAUUGAGGUCCCUAAGCCUGAACUCAAGGCUGAAGUCACCCUGCCUUCCGUCGAAGUUGAAGGUGACCUUAAGCUUCAACCAGCUGAGAUUGAUCAUGAUUCUGGUGUAAACCUCCCAGAGUAUUCAUCAUCUUCAGCAAAACAUUCUAAGAAGAAAAGUAGCAAAUUUAAAAUGCCCAAAUUUAACAUUUCUUCUUUUGGCAAAUCCUCUUCAUAUAAGACUGACACUUUGACUGAUGAAACCCUUCAGAAACCUGAGUUGUCAACUUCCCCUCAUGUGCUAGAUGGAAAUGUUGUUUUAUCAGGAACUGGGGUUACCAGCCCAUCUUUGGAAUUUGAAUUUCAGGCUUCAGAUUUUCAAGAAGUUCCCAAGUCCCAAGACAGUAUUCCUGAAACCAGCAUGAAUAUUCCUGAAUCUCAAGGUCAUGUAGGGGGGGUAAAUAUCAGCUUGCCUAGAUUUCAUCUGCCUAAUUUGGGGUUUUCUAAAGUGGAAAUAACUCCUUCUAAGAUUGAUGAGGGUGAAAACGUAGCAGAUGAUGAUGUUACUCUUACCAAAUAUCAUAUGAUAUGUAACGAAUCUGAUGUAGAAUUUGGUGAUGAUCUCGUAAUGCAAGUUUCUUCAGUGAAAAUUCCCCAGAUGUCAAGAGAUGAUAUUCGGACAUCAGAGAUAGAUGGCCAUCCAUCUCUAAUAGAAUCAGAGGUUAACAUUGAGAGUUCAGGUUUAGAUGGCAAAGAUACAAAAAGUGAAACUAUUGAAAAGGACACUGUGGAAAAAGAAAGUAAAUUUAAGAUGCCAAAGUUCAAGUUACCAUCAUUUAGCUGGUCUCCGAAAAAGGAAACGACUGUUUCUGCUGACAUGGGUACAAACUUAGAAGAGUCCAGUACGGAUGCAACACAUGACACAGAACCUGAGUUAACACUCACUGUGGAAGAAACUGAAAUACAAACUGUACAACUGGAGGCUCAUAUGUCUGUUGAUAAAGGCAGUGAGAAAAGCAAAAUUAGAAGGCCUCAGUUUAGCAUGCCAAAAAUAUCCCUUCCAAAAAUGAAGGGUCACAAAGUUGAAGCAACUUUCCCAGAUCUGGAGACUGACCUGACAAUAUCUAUAUCUGAGGAAGAAGGAGAGAUUUCACUACAAAUACCAGAAAAAGAAAUCACUGGCAGUGAUGUUCAAAAAGGCAUUAAAAUGCCAAAAGUGAAACUCGCAAGUCUGGAACUUUCAAAACCAGAAAUUAAAGCUCCUAAAAUGGAUAGGGAAGGCAGCCUAACUAAAAAUGAUGCCCAGCUUCCUACACUUGAUAUUGGUCUUUCAGAACAAGAACUAAAAGCAGAUUAUGUUAGUGAUGACGUAAAUAAAUUAACAGCAGAAAUUAAAGUCCCUGUGGUUGAAGGUCCAGAAGUAAAAGUGGAAAGAUCAUCCACUGAAAUAUCUGUAGAUGGAGCAGAGAUAAAGAGUGAUGGUGUUGAUGGGAAGAUUAAACGGUCAAAAUUCCAAAUGCCAAAGUUUGGAAUUUCAUUUUCUAAAGGGAAAAUUCCAGAAGCUAGUAUCAGUCUACCAUCUGAGGAUACUGAUGUUCCCCAGCUGAAAACGACAACAGAUAUUGCUGACAUUGCAGUGGAAGCUCCAACAUGUGAAGCUGAGUAUGAUACCAAAGGUGUAGAAAAAACUGAUUUGGAAGGGAAUAUAAAAAUUUCCCAAAUUCCUACAUCUGACUUGAAGACAGCAGUGGAUGUCAAAAUACCAUCAGGUGGUUUUUCUGUGGCACAACCAGAGACUGGGACUUUAUAUUCAGAUGCUACUGAAACAAAACUUGAGAAGGAGAUGAAGACUGGAAGCUUAGAUGCACAAGAGAAAGAAGGGAAUUUCAAAAUGCCAAAAUUCAGGUUGCCAUCCUUUAACUGGUCCCCUAAAAAAGAAGCAGCUAUUAAAACUAACAUAAAAGACUCUCAAGAAGAACCUAAAUUGACUAUAGAUACAGAGGCAGAACUAAAAGCAGUUCUGUCUCACGAUCAAGAAAUCCACAUGGACCAAGAUGCUGACUCAUCUACCAAAAAGAGUCAGGUAAAAAGGCCUCAUUUUACUAUGCCUAAAAUCUCCCUCCCUCGGGCAAAACUACCAAAAUCACAGGAUAAAGUAGAAACAGAUAUUGCUGAGGAACGAGAUGGUGCUUCGGUACAAAUACCUGACAUAGAAAGCAGUUUUACCACAAGGAAAGAGGAAGAAACUGAAAUAAGCAUAAAGAUGCCAAAAGGCAUAUCAAAAUCAGAAAUCAAAACUUCCCAAAUAGAUGCAGCUAUUACCCUACCUCAAACUGAUAUUGAAGUAUCCACAAUGGAUAGUUCAUCUGAAGUGAAGAGUUCAGAAAUAGGCUUAGAAGGUGAAAUAGUUGUGGAUAGAGCAAGUGUGAUAACUGAAGGCAAGGAGGGGAAGAUUAGCCUGCCAAAACUCCAAAUGCCAAAGUUUGGAAUUGCAGAAUGUCCAGAGAGUGCCAUCACCUCAACGGAAAUGGAAAGUGAAGUACCUCAACAGCAUGCGAGAAAAGAAACAGGCGGAUGGAGUGGAGAGGUUUCAACCUUGGAAGUUAAAGCCGAUGCCAGUGAUGCAAAGGUUUCAGCUGGGACAAUUAAAAUCCCACAGACACCCAGAGAUGAGACCAAAGCAUCUGACACAUCUGUUGCCAGUCCUGAUGAAAAGGAUGCAAAAUCCCAAGAAGAACCUGAAGCAAAAUCUGGAGAAGUUCAGACUGAGGAGUCUCAGAGUUGGUUUAAAAUGCCAAAAUUCAGGAUGCCUUCAUUUGGCCGAUCAUCUUCAAAGGGGAAAAAAGGUGAUGCUGAAGCUGAAGGCAGCACAGGAAAAGCUGCAAUUGCUGAAGUAGGAAUUGAAAUAGCAGCUCCAGAAGUUGUAAUCCAGUCUCACCAUGUGGAUGUUGAAUCAUCUGUUGGAAAAGACAUUUUAGAAGGCAAAGUAAUUUUUCCUCAGGAAGAAGACAGUGGGAUUGCAGUACAGAAAGAGAAGAGAUCUGACAUUGGUCUAUCAGGUGAAGACAGCUUUUUGCAACUCUCUGGAAAAGCAGAGCAUAAAAUAACUGCUGUGGGGACAAAAUCAUAUGCUGAUAUAGUUAAACAUAGUGCUGAAGUAGAGAGUUUACAAACUCAUGAAUCUACUGCUACUGUAGCUGUAUCACAAACCAGUGUACCAAAAGUGGAUAUUGAUAUAACUCUCCCUAAAUGUGAUAUAGAUAUGCAGCAUAAAACCAAACCAAUGGCAGAGGCAUCAUCCAUGAAAAUUACUGUAGGUGGAACAGAGGGGGAAAUGGAUACUGCUAGUGCAGAGAGAGAGGUGGUUGUGCAAAGCCCAGAUAUAGUAGCAAAAACUGAGAAGACAGAGAGACAAAUUAAAUCACCCAAAACAAGUAUUCAAGGAAAAGAAAGCACAUUCAAGAUGCCAAGGUUUGGUGUGCCUUCAUUUGGCUGGUCUACUACAAAGAGCACUGGGAGUGUUGCUGAUGUUACUGUAGACCAAAAGGAGACUGAUGUUGCCCCUUCAGAAGUUAAAAUGGAUACUUCAUUCAUUGAAGAGGACUUUGAAAUAAUAGAUUUCCCAACUGAAGACUUUGAAAAAGAUACUGUCACAGAAGACAAACUGAAAGUAGAAGGUAGAGAUGGGCUGAGUAAAACAAAAACAUCUAAAUUCAAGAUGCCAAAAUUUGGCCAUCUACGUUCCAAACCAAAAGUUUCAGAAGUUCUUGUUGAUCAAACAAAGAUGGAGACUGAGGUUUCACCAGCAAAAACUGAAGAUGCGAUAUCAGGAAUUCCGGAAAGUUCUGCUGACGUGAAAAUUCCACAGGCAGAUUUUACAGAAGAAUCAGUGGUCACUAGAGAUAAACAAUUUGAAGAUUCAGAACUAUGUUUCCAUAUUCAAAGACUCCAAAUGCCCAAGUUCAUACACAGAACAUCUACUGUGGAAGAGCAAAUUUCAUCUUCAGAAGAGACAGCGGUUAAGAAAUCUGCUGAUAAUGAUUUUAAGGGUGCCCUUCAACCAGAACUCCGACCCACAUUCCUUGAAGAGAACGUAGAAAGUGAAGAUAAUAUCCAGAAAUCAAAAGUCAGGAUUACGACAUUGUCUGAACCUACCAUUCAAAGAACACAUAUGGAAAGUAAACUCCCUUCUUCUUCUUCUGCAGAAGCAACAACACACAUCCAGAGGCCAACACAAUUCAGUGGUGGAUUUCCUACAGAGAUAAUACAGACCACAGAUGGUAAAAUCCAAAAGUCAGUUGCAAAAAUUACAACACUAAUGGAGCCAGACAUUCAGAGAACACAACUUGAAAUUAAACUUCCACCUGAAGAUUCAUUUAUCUCAAGUGCACCAUUGCACAUUCAAGGACAAUAUACAGAUGGCAAGGAAAUAAAAAAAGUAAGUAAAUCUGAAUUUAGCUGUGGUGAUGAGGAGUCCUUCUCCACUCAAAUAGUGAGGGAAUCUGAGAUUCCUCCUUCAGAAGUUAAAACUGCUGCCUAUGGGUUUUCUCUUCUGAAAGUAAAAAUCCAGGAAUCACAUGUGACUGUUGAUACCCCAGUCAAAUUGUCUUCUACUGAAUAUAUGAAUGAAACAUUUGAAAGUAAAGAUCACCAACCUUUAGAUGAAAGUUCGGGACAAGCAACACAAAUGACUGGUUUAACUGAACUGAAAUUACCUGAGAAAGGCCAAGACAGUGAAUUUACUGCAGGUGUAUCUUCUACUACUACCUUGACAAAGGUAAAAGCAUUCACAGUUGAAGUCCAAUCUUCCAGUGAGUUUGCAGAGAGCCAUCAUGGUAAACCAUCAGAAGGGAUGUCUGAGUCUGCUAUAGAAGUCACAGAAGAAACCAAAGUUUCAGGUACUGAAGCAGAGCCAACUGAUCCAAAAGAAAAAUCUGAUAGUAAGAGAUCUUCUGGCAGGUUUAAAUUUUGGUUUCCAAGUAUUGGAUUUUCUUCCUCUGCUGAUGAUGCAGCCUCAGAUUCCAAGCCUGAAGCUGAAAAGUCAUUUCCAGAAACUCAGCCUGAUGACCCACUCGCAUCAGAUAGUGAUUCAGCCCAACAAGCUGAAAAAACUGGGUGGUUUAGAUUUCCCAAGUUAGGUUUUUCAUCUCCAACCAAAAAGAGCAAGGAAACUGACAAAGAAGAGGAGCAAGAUCCAACAGAAAAAAAACCUCAGGAUGAUGAAAGUCCAACAGAAAAAUCAGAAACUUUUUUUGAUGCACAAGAAACCUUACCACCUAAAGAGUCAAUCACAGAGAAAGAAGGAGAGGAAACCUCAGGAGCCAUACCUUCUGAGCCUAUUGUUUCAUCAUCAGCAAGAACUGAACUGAUACUGCUAGAGAAAGAGAAAGCUGCAUCCCAAAGCAUUCCAGAAGAGGCAUCAAAAUGAAAUGCUUUCCCCCUCAAAAUUCAGAGAUAUGUUCAAAUUCAAAGAAGUUAUAAACACAAUAAAUAGCAGACAACUCAUUGCCCCCUUUGUAGCAUACAGAAAGAAUACAUUACCUUAAAUGACAGUGAUCAAACAUGUUUUGUAUUCCAUUUGUGUUUACAAGUCCAUGAAUACACACAUGAAUAGUUCCUAAGAAAGACAUUUGUUGUGAGGGACAUGUGUGUAAAGAAAUAAAGAGAUGCAAGCAAAACUACUGAUGAAAAGAAGCCAACAGAGAUCCUUUCUGUGGAAUAACACCUUCUUUAAACCUAUUUGGAGAAAGAAAAGACUGGACAAGAAAUUAAACAUGAUUAGCUGAAAAUCAAAGAAUGAAUCGUUCUAGAUUGUUUUUGAAAAGUACUAAAAGCUAGUGCUGGGGAAAUUAGAUACACUUUUUUCUUUUUUUAAAUUUUAUUUUUCUAACUAUUUCUGCUGCUAUCAUAUGAAAGAAUAUAUAUUUUCAUUAUCUUUGAACAAUAGGUAUAUUGCAGGAUCAUUUUAUAACCGACCAAGUGGAAAUAAUACUAUUGAUGCUAUAAUGUUUAUUCUUCUUUAAGCAGACCAAUCUGCAAUCCAGUUCAGAUGAUAUACCAGGAGCUGAAGCAAUUUAGUAUCAUUUAUAAUAGUUGCAUCAACAUACCUAACUAUAACAUCCCUGAAAAUGAGAAGAACACAAUUCCAUAUUUUCUGACAUUCUGGCACAGCUGCAAUAACCAUGCUGGUCACUUAUGUGUAAAGAAACCAUCACAGCUAAAGGCUGUUUCUGAAAUGUCUUUUUAUUAUCAACUGUCUUAAUGCCAGUGUCUUAAGAUCUGAGUCGGUCUGCCUUUUAGAGUUUUAUACCUUAUUCAUGUCACAGAAAAAGCACCACCAGCACUCACACUCUUUUUAUAACAAGAUGAAGUGCAUCUGCUGCUGGGUAUAAGAAAGCCACUAUAGAGGUUGUUUUCAGGCUUCUGCACCAGGAGCCAAAGGUUAAAUCCAGUAUACAGCAACAGAUGCAUGUGGUCAGAGCUUUACAGACUGAAAGACUACGUGCUUCUGACUAAUUGAAACAUCUUACCAUUUUUAUGUUGAAUGCAUACCAGAGACAGAUCAUGUGCUGUAUUAUCAUGGUGUGCACAUAAUCACAUAAAUUUUUGGUUCAUAUGGUCCUGCAAAGCAGGGAGAAUUUAGCGGCUUCCUUUCCCAGAUUUCUCAUUAGGGUGCAGAAAUGUAGUAAAAUUCUUCCCCAACUUCAUAGGAAAAUACAAUUAGGUUACAAAGCGUCUGCUUACAUAAUGUAGUAUAGUUGCCAACAGUCACCCGUAUUCACUUAUUGACAAACCUUUGUGAAUCAACCAGUGAGUGCUUUUUUAAAUGUCUUUUUACUUAAUGAGAAUUUCCCCUCAUACCAGAUAGAGCUUAGAAUUGGAAGGGGUUUUUUUUUUUUUGAACAUAUCCUAGAAUACUCUAAUCCACACAGCCAUUAGCAAUGCUGGCUGAAGGAUCCUGCAGGUUGUGGUCUCAAAAUAGGAUUGUUCCAGCUCUGAUAUCAGGUACAAAUAUGGGCCAUGACUAGAUAGUAUCCUAUACUAACUCACAACCUAAAGGCAUACACUGAGCAGACCAGAAUUCAGUUUUUCUGCCAGUGUGUCUAGAACAAAAGUGACAUGAAAUGCAUCUGACCAUUUCAUUGACAUCAGUCUUAAGACAAGGGUUGUAAUAUCCAGCCAUCAUGAUAAAAAGAAUCAGACUUUAGCAUCAAGACAGUAGUUCCAUUCAAUGGACCUGAAGUGGAUUAAAAUCAUGACUGGACUAGAACCUCGUAUUCAAGCAACUUCAAAAAUAAGCCAGGAGUUUAGCCUAUGGAGUGUAUACAGGAAGGAGCCUAUGCAAGUAGCUUUAAAGCUUUCCUAAAGAGAUAAGUUGUAAAUAGUUACAGUAUUAUCAUUUGCUUUUUUGAUUAUAAAAAUGCUUCUUGCAAAUAUGCAGCCAAUAAGGUGGAACAUACCUGUUAAAACACUGUGCUUAUGUAGAAUGUCAAAUGUAUCCUGGCUAUUCUCCUGAUAUGGAAAUAAAAGCAGUAUCAACA